Molecule: messenger RNA, 906 nt
Organism: Kwoniella botswanensis
Lineage: Eukaryota; Fungi; Basidiomycota; Tremellomycetes; Tremellales; Cryptococcaceae
Exons: 3
Coding region: 1-906 (301 amino acids)
Biological process (GO): mitochondrial translation; RNA processing
Cellular component (GO): mitochondrial large ribosomal subunit
Molecular function (GO): structural constituent of ribosome; ribonuclease III activity
Source: RefSeq, a predicted model, not a curated record
AUGGCAUUCGCAUCGUCUUCAACUUCAUCGGUCAUGCGAUCGACCAGGCAGCUGGUCACUCCUGUCAUAUCGGGCAGAUCCAUAUCUCGAGGAGGAAGAAGAACGAUACUGCAGGUCACUCGACCAUACUCGGCUGCAGCAGCUUUAGCAGAAUCUCCCUCCGCUUUCCAACAACCACCUUCCUCCUCGUCCUCUUCUUCAUCACAAACCCUGCCUCCUAGACCUCAUUAUACUCGACCAAGUACAACAAAGUACGAGCGAAAACCACAUCGAUCACUCACACCUAUCGAAGCUCAAUCAUUCCUUACCAACCUUCUAUCUCUCCCUUCCGACCGACAAUUCUCACCGGAACUUUCCCUCCAAAUAUUAACUCAUAAAUCAUAUCGCUAUUCUCAUGCCAUACGUCAUACCGACUCGGUCUCUUCGUCGAUAGGGAACGAACCUCAUAAUUCGAGAUUAUCAUUCAUAGGACGUCGUGCGUUCCAAACGUACCUAUCGAUGUUCAUACAUGAUUCAUUCUUCGCUUCGUCCCAGCAAACGCAGUUCAAGUUGGAUGCUUCGGAUUUUUUGAAAGGGAAGAGUUUAGAAGAUAGGUUGGAUGGUCUGAGGGAUACGAGGAAUCUUGGGAGGUUGGUAGCUCCUUCUUGGGGUGUUGGGGAGGUGGUCCGAUGGGAUAGGAAUGAGACAUCCCGCGAAUCAGGCGACUUCAAGAUCCUAGGAAUGACCGUCGAAUCGAUCCUCGGAGCGAUAUUCAACGAGUAUGGCUCACCCGCGGCCCAGAGGGCUUUCCACUUACAUAUCUUACCGUAUUUCAUACCGCAAUUGAGGGAUCCGAGGUUAAUCGAGAGGGUGUUGAAUUUAAAGGAACAGAUUGAGAAGGUCGGUAAAGGGAUUCUGAGGGUUUGA